AUUAGAGGAUCAAAGUGCAGUAAAACCCCAUGCCUCCGUGGAUGCUGGAUGCUGGAUGCAGAGAACCGGAAGGAUGCUCUGCGGAGCAGGAAGCGUGGGGAUCGUGUUUGUUUUGUCGCUGGAUCCGCUGUUACCAGCCGCUGCGUGGAAUCACAGCUCUAUCGGAGUCACCCAGAGCUGCCAUGUUCCCGUCGUGCUAUUCCAAAACCGACGGCAGCAGCAGCAGCAAGGGGAGCUCGCUGGCCAAGCUGCUGCUCGGCGUGUUCGUGGUGUACAUGCUGCACACCGCCUGGCUGCUGUACGGCUUCCUCAACACCAAGUCCUGCGAGGGAGACAGAGGAGAGCACUGCAUCACCUCCUAUCUGGCAGCGAGACCCACACUGCAGCUGAGUGUCUUUACCUGCCUCAUCCCAGACAACAGCCAGCUCAGCCUGGCGGUGAAAAUAGAUCCGUUUGACCCAUAUGCACCAUGUGAGAGGCAGGUGAACGUGUCGCUGCCGGAGGAGACGCGAGCCAACGGCACGCUGUACGCGGUGGUUUAUGUCCACAGAGCCGGCGUCUCGCCCCUGGAGGACAACAGAGGAGUCCACCACGCCGCUCCGCUCACCACCCACAUCCCUCCUCUGCACACACGGGCGCUCAAGAGGCCGGCGCGCCCCGUGGCCCACUGGAGGCCGCGCCUGUCCGUCAGCGUGAUGUCGGAGGACUUCCCCUUCACCAAGGCGGCGCUCCCCAGCGACGUGCGCCGCUACAUGAGGGUCUCCCAGGACGGCCGGCAGAUGGUCUACCUCCCGCUGCUGCUGGUCAACGAGCUCAGCUUCCGGGUCAAAGACCUCAUGGAGAUCGGCGCCGGCACGGAUCGGCUCCCUCUCACUCUGUCGUACGAGGGAAUCUCCCUGAGGAGGUUCAGGUUCUGGGUCCAUCUGCAGGACGUGGUUUAUUCCCUGCGGCAGUUCGGAUUCACGGAGGAGCACGUGGAUGAGAUCAAGGAGACCCUGAUGGGGUCCGACCUGUACCUGUUGGUGCUGACCGCCGUCGUCACGGCCUUUCAGCUCAUCUGUGAAUUCUUGGCCCUUAAAAAUGACUUUAGUUCCUGGAGGAAGAAGAAGAGCAUGGCGGGGAUGUCCAGGAAGUCAGUCCUGUGGCGGAGUCUCGGCACCUUGCUGAUCUUCCUCCACCUGCUGGAGGACACCAGUCUGCUGGUGCUGCUUCCCGUGGGCCUGGCAGCAUGUGUGGAGGUCUGGAAGGUGUUCAAAGUGUUCAAGAUCCCGACGCGGCGGAGCGGUUCCCAGCCCCAUGUGAACAGGCUGGACGAGGACGAGCGCAAGGCGGUGGAGUACGACGCGCAGGCCUCCAGAUGCCUGUCCUACUUGAUCUACCCCCUGUGCAUCAGCGGCGCCGUGUUCUCGCUGGCCUACUUACGCCAGAGGAGCUACUAUUCCUGGUUGAUCAACACCCUGGUCUCUGGAGUCUAUGCGUUUGGCUUCCUGUCCAUGGUGCCGCAGCUCUUCAUCAACCAUAAGUUGAGGUCUGUGAGCCACCUGCAGGGGGCAGUGUUGAUGUACAGAGGAAUCAACACCCUGAUCUCCGACGCGUGCUCCUGCGUCUCCCUCCUCUCGUCUUCUGGUUCCUUCUCCUUCUCGUCCACUCAUCAGCUCUCCUGCUUCCGAGACGAGCUCCUCUUCCUCCUCUACCUCUACCAGCGAAGGCGAUACGCCCUGAAGGCCAGAAGACGAGAGUCCGGGGCCCACAGCAAGAAAGUAAAGACUCAGUAGAGACAGAAAUGGGUUUAUUUAUUAAAGCACAAACUCUGCUGGAGAGGUUUCUUUGUGAUCGACAUGAAUCGGUGACUGAUCUUGUUCAUCUGUACAUGAGUUCAUUUCACAGGAUGUGUUACAUAUUAAUAGACCGAGCUUGAAGUUGUGCAAUACUCACCCUCCAUCACUGACUGUGGCUCUGAGGUGAAGGACGCCAUGGCAUGUAUCUGUUGACCCGUUUUAAUCCUUCACGACACUAACAGAGCUGGAAAACAAUUUACAUGCUUUAAAUGGUUUUAAAUUAUUAUUAUUGUUUUCUAAUGCAUCCUGUUUUCUUUUCUUAAAAUGUGGAUGAAGAAUAAAGCUGUUUUUGUGGUUUUAGCAGA
Molecule: messenger RNA, 2143 nt
Organism: Betta splendens (Siamese fighting fish)
Lineage: Eukaryota; Metazoa; Chordata; Actinopteri; Anabantiformes; Osphronemidae
Product: lipid scramblase CLPTM1L-like
Exons: 17
Coding region: 30-1775 (581 amino acids)
Cellular component (GO): endomembrane system; membrane
Source: RefSeq, a predicted model, not a curated record